Molecule: messenger RNA, 1881 nt
Organism: Salvia splendens (bonfire salvia)
Lineage: Eukaryota; Viridiplantae; Streptophyta; Magnoliopsida; Lamiales; Lamiaceae
Product: transcription factor HHO2
Exons: 5
Coding region: 188-1282 (364 amino acids)
Biological process (GO): regulation of DNA-templated transcription
Molecular function (GO): DNA binding; DNA-binding transcription factor activity
Source: RefSeq, a predicted model, not a curated record
CAAAUCCAACGCAGCAAGCAUAUCUUUCGUGUUUGUCAAAACUCGGCGUUGUUAACAGAAUCUUCGCCUUUCACCCUUCAUUCCCACUCCUUCUCUCUCCAAACACUUCCCCUUCACACUGAUUAUCGACAACAUAUUCAUAAUUAUAACAAAAAAAUUAACAAAUUUUGGAAGAUCUAGUGGAAUAAUGGGAUCGCUAGUCCAUUCGGAACUCGCCCUGGAUUCCCGAUUCUCGCCCAAACCGUGCUUUCCAAAGCCAAUCGGCCGGUUUCCGACCGACGUUUCGCAGAUUCGAUGCGUAUCGGAUAAGAUUUUGAAGCUAGACGAUUACCUUAAUCGGCUGCUAGACGAGAUGAAGAAGAUCGACGCCUUCAAACGCGAACUACCUCUUUGCAUGCUUCUCAUCACCGAAGCAAUUGUAGUAACGCAGGAGGAGCUAGCACAGUACAAGAAAUUAAAUUCUGCACCGGUAUUGGAGGAGUUCAUACAAAAAAUUUGCACGGGUGGUAAGGAUGAUAAAUCUGAGGACAGUGAAGGGAAGGAUGUUAGCAGCCGAGAUAAAAAGAAUUGGAUGAGUUCUGUGCAGUUAUGGAACUCCGAUGAUCAAAAUACUGAUUACAACAGCAAAAAUUUGUCCACGGAUGCAGAUAGCAAUAAAACAAAGAAAUUGGGGGAUGAAAUAAUUCAGCCGGUGAGGGAGGACUUAAUUGACAGUGGGAAGAACAUGGGUUUUGUGCCUUUCAAAGGGAGUCCUAAACUUCCAGUGACGGAGGUGGGGAAAAAGGAGAUGGACGAGUUGCCGGUUCCCGGGCUUUCGCUUUGUACGCCUAGAAUCAAUAAUUCAAGGGAGGUGAUUAAUCCUAUUGGAUCCAGCAAUAGCAGAACAAGCUCUCCUGCAACCUCGAAUGUUCAACCAAGCUGCAAGGCUCCCGUGCAGCUGCAAAAUGCUAGGAAACAAAGGAGGUGCUGGUCGCCUGAACUGCAUCGCCAGUUUAUCAAUACCCUGCAGCAUCUCGGAGGCCCUCAAGUUGCUACUCCGAAGCAGAUCAGAGAGCAUAUGCAAGUAGACGGUCUAACCAACGACGAAGUGAAGAGUCAUUUACAAAAGUAUCGGCUGCACAUGAGAAGAGUGGCGACGAAAUCCACCUCCCAGUCCUUGGGUACGUGGGCAUCUCAAGAACUGUUUGGGGAAUCCUUGAAGCAGAGCAACAGCCCAUCUGGCUCACCUGAAGGCCCUCUUCAUUUGUCGAGGGUGUCGGGCGAAGAUGAAUACGACGAAUGAUGAGCAGACUACUUUCACUCAUACGGCAGCAAUGGUGUAUUAAUUGUCCACCAUGAAUUUUGCGGAUACUGAGAUAUACAUGGGGGAUUUUGAUCGUAAAAAUAAACGUAAAAGCACAAACACAUGUGAAUUAUAAUGAGGCAAAGUUGUAUCAACAUUUUUUUGCAGGAUUAGGUUACCUCACCGGUUUUUCCGAAUCACUGAUUUAUUCUAUCAAUAUAAACUAUGAUACUCCAUUCCAUCCGUCCCAGUUAAGAUGACCCAUUUCAUUUUUCGCAUGUGUUGUAAAAAUCAUAAUAAAUGAUUAAAGUGGAGGGAAAGUAAAUUAAAAGAGAGAAUAAUAUGAAAGAGACUCUCUUUUGCAUUAUUCUCUCUUACUUUAUUUUUACUCCACAUUAACUAUUUAUUAUAAUUUUUUAAAAACGCGUGUGAAAAACGAAAAGGGUUAUCUUAAAUGGGGCAGAGAGAGCGCCAUUUAAAAGUUAUGCUUUAAGUUAAUUAUCAUCGGAAGAAUCGUGAAGAUAAUUGUAGUCGGUAGGCACACGAUGACAAAGUGAAAAACAUUGCUUUUGUUUAGCACAAAGAAAUAUCAUGCUCCA